AUGAUGAUGGACAGAAAAAAUCUGUUCCACGAAAACGAGAAGCUGCUUUUUCAUGGUGCCAAUGCCCAUUCAACUUGCGCUAUUAGUGAGACAGGUUUUAGUCGCAACACCUGUGGGAAUCAUGAUACUCGCUACGGCAUUGGGGUUUAUUUCUCCAAGUCGGCCGAGUACGCUGAGAAAUCCGCGCUGCCCAGCGACACAGGGAUUCUCAAAAUCUUCUUGGCCAGGGUCCUCGUGGGUUAUUCUGUUGAGACCACACAGGGACAACUGGCGAUCGUUCAGGAGCCUAACUCUAGUAGAACAUACGACUCUGGAAAAGCACCAGACAGUAACGAGGAUGGGAUUGUCGUCAUUUUCACAGACUCGCAGGCGUAUCCUGAAUACGUCAUCACAUCUAAGAUACAUAGCAGCGACACUCAGACAACAUCACCUUAA
Molecule: messenger RNA, 435 nt
Organism: Physella acuta
Lineage: Eukaryota; Metazoa; Mollusca; Gastropoda; Physidae
Product: protein mono-ADP-ribosyltransferase PARP15-like
Biological process (GO): negative regulation of gene expression
Cellular component (GO): cytoplasm; nucleus
Molecular function (GO): NAD+ poly-ADP-ribosyltransferase activity; transcription corepressor activity
Source: RefSeq, a predicted model, not a curated record